CUGUUAAUGCGCAUGUCCCCGGAGGCGGCUGGGAGAACUGCGCAUGCCCGAAGUGGGGUGAGGCGGACAGGGAGCCGCACGGCGGAGGCGGGGCUUCGGUGGCUUCUGGUGCUCUGGCGUGAUCUCUGCCUGGCUGCGGGGAUGGCGGGGAGGGGGAAGCUCAUCGCAGUGAUCGGAGACGAGGACACGGUGACUGGUUUCCUGCUGGGCGGCAUAGGAGAGCUUAACAAGAACCGCCACCCCAAUUUCCUGGUGGUGGAGAAGGAUACAACCAUCAAUGAGAUCGAAGACACUUUCCGGCAGUUUCUACACCGGGACGACAUUGGCAUCAUCCUCAUCAACCAGUACAUUGCAGAGAUGGUGCGGCACGCCCUGGAUGCCCACCAACACUCCAUCCCAGCUGUCCUGGAGAUCCCCUCCAAGGAACACCCGUAUGACGCCGCCAAGGACUCCAUCCUGCGCAGGGCCAGGGGCAUGUUCACUGCCGAAGACCUUCGCUAGGGGACUCCUCACAGCCCUCAACCCUUCCCUCAUUUCCAGGCCUCUCCCCAGCCUUGCCAUCAGCCUCUUUACAUUUUGAGCCUCUGAUUUCCAAUUCCUUGCCCCUUCCCACUCCAUAAAGAGGCUAAGUGAGGCACUUCUAGGUUGCUGGGGCUCUGCUGUAAAAUCAAGGCUGGUUAAGGAACAGGAGCCUGACCAUCUUCUGUCCACUACCUCUCCCCUGUGCUGUUACACGGUGUCAUUGUUGAUGUUAAAUUAAAGUCAUAUUACUGCUUCUCUCC
This is a messenger RNA of Cebus imitator (Panamanian white-faced capuchin), 782 nucleotides long. It is a transcript of the gene ATP6V1F, whose product is annotated as ATPase H+ transporting V1 subunit F. The transcript has 2 exons. NCBI's taxonomy places the organism in Eukaryota, Metazoa, Chordata, Mammalia, Primates, Cebidae. Gene Ontology annotation, molecular function: proton-transporting ATPase activity, rotational mechanism. The coding region runs from base 7 to 501 and encodes 164 amino acids. Gene Ontology annotation, cellular component: proton-transporting V-type ATPase, V1 domain; membrane. Gene Ontology annotation, biological process: proton transmembrane transport. The record is from RefSeq and is a predicted model, not a curated record.